GGCGGAGCCCCAUUAGGGCGGGGAGCGGCCGCGGGCAGCGGGCACUUGCGGCGGGGGCGGCCGGCGGCGGAGCGGAUCGGCUCGGCUCGGCUCGGCUCGGCUCGGCUCGGCUCGGCUCCGCUCCGCUCCUCACGGCAGGGCACGGCACGGCACGGCACGGCACGGUCCCACCGCGCUGCCUUCCCCGCUGUCAAUGCGGGCGCCCCGGCGCCGCGGGAGAAAACCCUCUGACAAGCCUGUUGUGGUAGCUGCUCCGUGAGGAUGUAAGUGGUUUACUCCCCGUCUGAGUGAAUGAAUGGAGACAAUAGCCUGAUAACAGCAGUUCCACAAACAUGGGAGACAAUGGAAGAAAACCAAACACUUUGAAGUCUGUCUCCAGGCCCCUGGAACAAAUAGGAUGCAUCGUUCUCCACCAUCCAUGCUGUUACUGAUUGUUUUGAGAGGCUGCAGUAUUCACGUAUGAAGACUUGUCUUUGUAACUGAUCCUUGGAGCUGCACAGAGAUGACUUUCUUUGCAAUGGAUUAAUAACAUUAAGUGUCUGAAGAGUCUUCUGGCAAUGUUUUGCAAUGUGACAAGCUAUGAAGAUCUAAUCAGCAGAGGGAGCUGUGUGGAAGAACAACACUUUCAUCCUUUCUGUGGUCCAAGUUCUAUGAGGCAAGACAAGAUCAAUUGCUUGAUGAGCUGCAGCUGAAAUAUUUAACACUUCACACUUAUGCCCUUGGAGAUGGAGCCCAAAGCUAACAACCUCGUUUUUGGGUGUCAGCGAAGCUCAACGUCUGAUGAUGACUCUGGCUGUGCCUUGGAAGAAUAUGCCUGGGUCCCCCCAGGCCUUAGACCAGAGCAGGUACAGCUGUAUUUUGCCUGCUUGCCGGAGGAAAAGGUCCCUUACGUGAACAGCCCUGGAGAGAAGCACAGAAUUAAACAGCUCCUCUAUCAGCUGCCACCCCACGACAACGAGGUGAGAUACUGCCAGUCUUUAAGCGAAGAAGAAAAGAAGGAGCUGCAGAUGUUCAGUUCUCAGCGCAAAAAGGAGGCGCUUGGCCGAGGCACUAUUAAACUCCUCUCGAGGGCAGUGAUGCAUGCAGUUUGUGAACAGUGUGGUACAAAAGUAAAUGGCGGUGAAGUUGCAGUUUUUGCCUCGAGAGCUGGCCCCGGUGUGUGCUGGCAUCCAUCGUGUUUUGUAUGCUUCACGUGUAAUGAGCUUCUCGUUGACCUUAUCUACUUCUACCAAGAUGGAAAAAUUCACUGCGGCAGACACCACGCUGAACUUCUUAAGCCUCGAUGUUCAGCCUGUGAUGAGAUCAUUUUUGCUGAUGAGUGCACAGAAGCUGAGGGUCGCCACUGGCACAUGAAACACUUCUGCUGCCUCGAGUGCGAGACGAUCCUGGGAGGCCAGAGGUACAUCAUGAAGGACGGGCGACCGUUCUGCUGUAACUGUUUUGAAUCUCUUUACGCGGAAUACUGUGAGACCUGCGGGGAGCACAUUGGUGUUGACCAUGCCCAGAUGACCUACGAUGGACAGCACUGGCAUGCUACGGAGACUUGCUUUUCUUGUGCUCAGUGCAAGACCUCUUUGCUUGGCUGCCCUUUCCUUCCGAAGCAAGGGCAGAUCUACUGCUCAAAAACCUGCAGCUUGGGUGAGGACGUUCACGCCUCCGACUCUUCGGAUUCCGCGUUUCAGUCUGCUCGAUCAAGAGACUCCAGGAGGAGCAUUCGCAUGGGCAAGAGCAGCCGCUCAGCUGAUCAGUGCCGCCAGUCUCUCCUCCUGUCGCCAGCCCUCAAUUACAAGUUUCCUGGUCUGUCAGGCAACGCCGAUGAUACUCUUUCCCGCAAGCUGGAUGACUUAAGCCUUUCAAGGGAAGAGGCAGGCUUUGUUAACGAAGACUUCUGGAAAGGAAGAGUAGAGCAAGAAAUGCCUGAGGACCCUGAAGAAUGGGCUGAACACGAAGACUACAUGACUCAGCUGCUUCUGAAGUUUGGUGAUAAAAGCCUCUUCCAGCAACCUGCUGAGGUAGACAUUAGAUCAAGCGAACACUGGAUUUCUGACAGCAUUGUCAAGAGCAAGUUGGACUUGAAAAAAAAUAACCCAAGCCUAGCAAGUAAGAAGUAUCAAUCAGACAUGUACUGGGCCCAGUCCCAGGACGGCCUGGGUGACUCCGCGUAUGGCAGCCAUCCGGGCCCUGCCAGCAGCAGGAAGAUCCAGGAGCUAGACAUGGAGCAUGGGGCGUCGGGAUACAAACACGACCAAACACCGUGGUACGGAGGUUCGCUGGAAUGUUUGUCUGAUCUGAAACAGCAAGAACAAAGCGUUCGAGACUCGAUGGAUUCUUUGGCUUUGUCCAACAUAACAGGGGCUUCAAUGGAUGGCGAAGGCAAGCCACGGACAUCUCUCUAUUCUUUGCAAACUUUCCAAGAACUGGAGGUAGAGGACUGUGAGAAGAUGAGCAACAUGGGAACUCUGAAUUCUUCCAUGCUCCACCGGAGCACAGAGUCCUUGAAGAGUCUGAGCUCAGAGUUGUGCCAGGAAAAAGCGUUACCAGAGGAGAAGCCAGUGCAUAUGCCUGUACUGAGAAGAUCUAAAUCCCAGUCUAGACCACAGCAAGUGAAGUUUUCAGAUGAUGUUAUUGAUAAUGGCAGUUACGAGAAUGUUGAAAUUCGACAACCUCCAAUGAGUGAAAGGACUCGUAGGCGUGUUUACCAUUUCGAAGAGCGUGGAAAUCGGCCUUCUCACCAUCGCAGAAGAAGUAGGAAAUCUCGUUCAGAUAACGCACUUAAUUUGGCCACAGAAAGAAGAUGCUCUCCAAAAGAGAGAUUUCGUUAUUACUCUCCUCAGGAUCAUGAAAAAUUUAUUCAAAACAAAAGCUCGCGUGAGUUUCGGGCAUAUAUUCAAAACGCGGAGCUGUAUAGCCAGUAUGCCCAUACGAGUUCUGAUUAUGCACUGCGGAAUCAGGUGGUUGAUAAAUUUUUUGGAUUAUAUGGUGACGAAGAUGACUCCUGGUGUUCGACUUCAUCCUCAUCAUCUGAUUCUGAAGAGGAAGGGUAUUUCCUGGGACAGCCAAUUCCCCAGCCACGCUCGCUGAGAUAUCCAUACUAUACAGACGACCUUUCUAGUCCAACUACUGCGUUAUCUAGUUCUCAGUUUGGACAAAGGACAACCAAAUCAAAGAAGAAGAGGGGACACAAAGGGAAAAACUGCAUCAUUUCGUAAUUUAACAGUUGGGAAGACCAGUCAACUCUCUAUCUACAGUUGGAACCACAUCUUUUUAUAUUAAUAAUUGUACUUAAGCAAGUUGCUGAGGUUCUUAACGCUUUGCCAGUGUAAAUGAUAACUGUACCAGAGUUUACAUUGUAAAAGUAACAUUCAGAAAUGUCACUAUGCCAAACGAUGACCUGUUCAGAUAUUGCUAGGUUUACAUACGUUUCAGCUGUCAAGGUACUGUUAUUGCAGUUCUUGAUACAGACUUUUUGUAGACAUUUAUUUUAUGCUCUCUAUUCACCUAUGUUCAGUUAUCUGAGAGAGGGGAGUCAGCGAAGAUCAAUAAAUAAAACUGUCAGUCUUGUACUGUAACUAUACCCACACAGGGUGAUCCUCAACUCUUUCUUCUUCUCUCUAAUGAAAAGGUGACUCUAUGCUGUGUCCUUUCUUCACUGAUAAAAUUGAUUCUCUUCCUUGAAGUUUCCCUACAAAAACUGGAAGUUUUUUUUUUUUUAAAUUUGGGAAAAUGCUGCUUUUCCAGAGUCCACUAUUAAGGAGGCAAAAAUCAGAAUGUGGGAGCUGAAAUGCUUGAGGCCUUGAUAUAUCUUAAAGCAGCACUAAACGGUUUACACACUUAAAUUUCACGUUUUUCCUUCUAUUUUUUAUUUUUUUGAAAUAACUCCAUCCUGUGUAAGUUGUUUUUUGUGCCUGUUUAAAGGAAGGUAUUAAUUCAGCUUUUGGAAUUGGACCUGACUGCCAGUGAGUACAAUGAGUAGCGAUGGUUUUUAUGUCAUUUCCUCCACUCCACUGCAUUGAAAGAGAAAGGUACAAAUGCUGGAAUCCUUUGCUCGGGCACGUAACCCCAUUUAAGUCAAUGAAUCUACUUACAUAACAAAUACUUUCGUAAGGGCUUAAAGGAUUAGGCUCCAGAAUUGUGUCUUUUCAAAUGUAUUAUCCAGGUUUUAAAAUGUAUUAGUUGCAAUUCUAAAUCAAAAAAAAAUGAUAUUUAUAACGUAGUAUUUCAUAGGCUUAAAUGUAUUCAUAAUUUAACAGUGCAAAUACGAAUGUACAUAUUGUACAGUUAAAAUUUUAAAAGCUGAAUAUUUUUAUAUCCCUGAAUUUGAAGAAGUUUGUUACAAUAUCAAACUAGAUUUGUUAGGGGUUUAACAGCAGCAUUACGGAUGAAAUAUUGCUUGUAUUUUAGUCAGGGGGGUUAAAAAUAUUGAAAGAUGUUUAGUGCAGAACAGCUUAAUUUUGUCUACUAGGUAUUGAAAGCUCUGUAUGCAUGGUGGGGCUAUGUAAAUACUCUUUAAACUAUGGCCCUCUUAAUCUUGCAAGUGUUAUUUAUGGGUCAAGCAAAAUGUAAACUAUAUAAAUGUAAAAAUCACACAAGCCUGGAAUAUAUCAGUACAACAAAUAUGCAA
Messenger RNA from Cygnus atratus (black swan), 4621 nucleotides. It is a transcript of the gene PRICKLE1, whose product is annotated as prickle planar cell polarity protein 1. NCBI's taxonomy places the organism in Eukaryota, Metazoa, Chordata, Aves, Anseriformes, Anatidae. The transcript has 11 exons. The record is from RefSeq and is a predicted model, not a curated record. Gene Ontology annotation, molecular function: zinc ion binding. Bases 714 to 3209 code for a protein of 831 amino acids.